Molecule: messenger RNA, 1125 nt
Organism: Penicillium canariense
Lineage: Eukaryota; Fungi; Ascomycota; Eurotiomycetes; Eurotiales; Aspergillaceae
Product: PIG-Y family protein
Exons: 1
Coding region: 1-1125 (374 amino acids)
Source: RefSeq, a predicted model, not a curated record
AUGGACGAUGGCGCAAGCAGCAAUGCGGAAUCCCCAGCCGUCAACCGACCAUCCAAUCGCACGCGAUCUGGCAGCGCAAGCAGUGGCCACAAGCGAAGCCUGUCCGGCUCUCUACUCUCCCGACUCUCCUUCCUUCGUAUGAGCCAGGGAUCAGCGCAAUCAGAAGCGGAACCCCACGCCAUGGAACAGGAAGGAGACAACGAGGACCUCCCGGUCACAAUCCCGCAAAUCAGCAGCGGGGCAACAACGGGUGCUCGGGCGAUGUCAGCGGUUAUACAGCAGCAGCGCAGAACACGACGCCGAAGGGGAUCGUUGCGGAAGACCGCCCUGCUGGGAACCAGGCUCGAGUCGCGCGAGAAGAGAGCCGCGUCCAAAUCCGCGGAUGCGACUCCUAGAUACGCGGGUGACGGGCCACGAUCUCCGAAGGACCAGACCUCGCCCCCGACAAACGGCUUCACGUCUCGCGAAAGCCUCGACGACGAUGCCGAAGAUACCCAGCCGAGCUGGUUUCGCGCCAGCACGGCGCAGAAGAUCCUCCGCUCCUCUGUCGCUCGCCGCCGGCAGGGCCUCGCGCCGCACAACCUACUCGGCCGCGAGGAAACCGGCACCGACGACGAGGAACUCGUGUCUUUCCCGCGUGUGAGUACGACGAACAAUACCUCCACGAGCGGCUCUAAAACCGCGCCUUCACCGGGCCUCCACAUCUCCACACAAUCCGACUACCCCUUUCCCCUGACAACGGACCUUGGAACGGACGCACCCUACCGCCCCGUGCACCGCGCCAAAUCAUCGCCCUUGGCAACACACCCGGUCGAAAUGAAAAAAAACGCUGAUACAUGGGACUACUCCGAGACCGAGUGGUGGGGCUGGAUCAUCUUGAUCGUGACAUGGCUGGUGUUUGUCAUUGGGAUGGGCAGCUGCUUCGAGGUCUGGAGCUGGGCUUGGGAUGUAGGCGAGACGCCGUAUGCGCCGCCAGAAUUGGAAGACGAUCCCACCCUACCGAUUGUCGGAUAUUACCCAGCGCUGAUUAUUCUUACGGCUGUUAUGUCGUGGGUUUGGGUAGUUGUUGCUUGGGUGGGGAUGAAAUACUUUAAGCACGCUAAUAUAUCAGGGGAUGAUAGCUGA